UAUAAGAACUGUUGGGACAAAGACGAACAGUUUAGAUUCAAAAAUGAUACAUCAAAUGUAUAUCGUUUUUGCUGCUAUUGCAGCAUCUGCUGUGUCUAAAAGUGUAUUUUCUCCAAGUUUGCUGGAUGAAAAUACACAUCUUCUUACCAGGGAAAAAAACAUAGGAAGAGAUAAUGGUGCAGUUGAUGAUACAUCUACUGCAGAAAAAAGAAAUAAUCGUUUAGAUCUGCUCAGAAGUAUCCUAGAGAAUAUUGAAGAGGAAAAGCGAAUGCAAUUAGAAGAAAUGCAACUCAAGAAACGUAUGGGCAGCUCAAGUCAGGAAUCGGAGGAAAGUGAAGAAUCGGAGGAGUCUGCAUCUAAUGAAGAGAAGAAACGGAUGGUCUUGAAAAAGGAAAACCCUCUGAAAGCACUAGAAGCAAUGCAACUCAAGAAACGUAUGGGUAGCUCAAGUCAGGAAUCGGAGGAAAGUGAAGAAUCGGAGGAAAGUGAAGAAUCGGAGGAGUCUGCAUCUAGUGAAGAGAAGAAACGGAUGGUCUUGAAAAAGGAAAAGCCUCUUAAAGCACUAGCAGCAAUGCAACUCAAGAAACGUAUGGGCAGCUCAAGUCAGGAAUCGGAGGAAAGUGAAGAAUCGGAGGAAAGUGAAGAAUCGGAGGAGUCUGCAUCUAGUGAAGAGAAGAAACGGAUGUUCUUGAAAAAGGAAAACCCUCUGGAAGCACUAGAAGCAAUGCAACUCAAGAAACGUAUGGGCAGCUCAAGUCAGGAAUCGGAGGAAAGUGAAAAAUCGGAGGAAAGUGAAGAAUCGGAGGAGUCUGCAUCUAAUGAAGAGAAGAAACGGAUGGUCUUGAAAAAGGAAAAGCCUCUUAAAGCACUAGCAGCAAUGCAACUCAAGAAACGUAUGGGCAGCUCAAGUCAGGAAUCGGAGGAAAGUGAAGAAUCGGAGGAAAGUGAAGAAUCGGAGGAGUCUGCAUCUAGUGAAGAAAAGAAACGGAUGGUCUUGAAAAAGGAAAAGCCUCUUAAAGCACUAGCAGCAAUGCAACUCAAGAAACGUAUGGGCAGCUCAAGUCAGGAAUCGGAGGAAAGUGAAGAAUCGGAGGAGUCUGCAUCUAGUGAAGAGAAGAAACGGAUGGUCUUAAAAAAGGAAAACCCUCUUAAAGCACUAGAAGCAAUGCAACUCAAGAAACGUAUAGGCAGCUCAAGUCAGGAAUCGGAGGAAAGUGAAGAAUCGGAGGAGUCUGCAUCUAAUGAAGAGAAGAAACGGAUGGUCUUGAAAAAGGAAAAGCCUCUUAAAGCACUAGAAGCAAUGCAACUCAAGAAACGUAUGGGCAGCUCAAGUCAGGAAUCGGAGGAAAGUGAAGAAUCGGAGGAAAGUGAAGAAUCGGAGGAGUCUGCAUCUAGUGAAGAGAAGAAACGGAUGGUCUUAAAAAAGGAAAACUAUCUUAAAGCACUAGAAGCAAUGCAACUCAAGAAACGUAUGGGCAGCUCAAGUCAGGAAUCGGAGGAAAGUGAAGAAUCGGAGGAAAGUGAAGAAUCGGAGGAGUCUGCAUCUAGUGAAGAGAAGAAACGGAUGGUCUUGAAAAAGGAAAAGCCUCUUAAAGCACUAGAAGCAAUGCAACUCAAGAAACGUAUGGGCAGCUCAAGUCAGGAAUCGGAGGAAAGUGAAGAAUCGGAGGAAAGUGAAGAAUCGGAGGAGUCUGCAUCUAGUGAAGAGAAGAAACGGAUGGUCUUGAAAAAGGAAAACCCUCUGAAAGCACUAGAAGCAAUGCAACUCAAGAAACGUAUGGGCAGCUCAAGUCAGGAAUCGGAGGAAAGUGAAGAAUCGGAGGAAAGUGAAGAAUCGGAGGAGUCUGCAUCUAGUGAAGAGAAGAAACGGAUGGUCUUGAAAAAGGAAAACCCUCUGAAAGCACUAGAAGCAAUGCAACUCAAGAAACGUAUGGGCAGCUCAAGUCAGGAAUCGGAGGAAAGUGAAGAAUCGGAGGAAAGUGAAGAAUCGGAGGAGUCUGCAUCUAGUGAAGAGAAGAAACGGAUGGUCUUGAAAAAGGAAAAGUCUUUUAAAGCACUAGAAGCAAUGCAACUCAAGAAACGUAUGGGCAGCUCAAGUCAGGAAUCGGAGGAAAGUGAAGAAUCGGAGGAAAGUGAAGAAUCGGAGGAGUCUGCAUCUAGUGAAGAGAAGAAACGGAUGGUCUUGAAAAAGGAAAACCCUCUGAAAGCACUAGAAGCAAUGCAACUCAAGAAACGUAUGGGCAGCUCAAGUCAGGAAUCGGAGGAAAGUGAAGAAUCGGAGGAAAGUGAAGAAUCGGAGGAGUCUGCAUCUAGUGAAGAGAAGAAACGGAUGGUCUUGAAAAAGGAAAAGCCUCUUAAAGCACUAGAAGCAAUGCAACUCAAGAAACGUAUGGGCAGCUCAAGUCAGGAAUCGGAGGAAAGUGAAGAAUCGGAGGAAAGUGAAGAAUCGGAGGAGUCUGCAUCUAGUGAAGAGAAGAAACGGAUGGUCUUGAAAAAGGAAAACCCUCUGAAAGCACUAGAAGCAAUGCAACUCAAGAAACGUAUGGGCAGCUCAAGUCAGGAAUCGGAGGAAAGUGAAGAAUCGGAGGAAAGUGAAGAAUCGGAGGAGUCUGCAUCUAGUGAAGAGAAGAAACGGAUGGUCUUGAAAAAGGAAAACCCUCUGAAAGCACUAGAAGCAAUGCAACUCAAGAAACGUAUGGGCAGCUCAAGUCAGGAAUCGGAGGAAAGUGAAGAAUCGGAGGAAAGUGAAGAAUCGGAGGAGUCUGCAUCUAGUGAAGAGAAGAAACGGAUGGUCUUGAAAAAGGAAAAGUCUUUUAAAGCACUAGAAUCAAUGCAACUCAAGAAACGUAUAGGCAGCUCAAGUCAGGAGUCUGAAGUAAGUGAAGAGAGUACUGAAUCGGAAGGAAGUUAUUCAUCAGAAGAAACCGAGCGGGACAAACGAACACUGAAGGAAUUUUUGCAAAAAUUAAAGAUUUAAACGGAAAUCUUUCAAGCUGACAUAUCUUUUUAGAUUUAGAAUAUUUUCACGGCAAGUUUUUUUUUUAAGUGAACAACACUGUGUAAGAUUAUAGUGAUUUGAAAUUAUCAUUUUUUCUUUUAACUUAUCUUCUACUUGUAUAGUAAUUUUGGGUUUAAAAAAGCUUCUCUUAAAAACUGUGUAAUUUAUAACAAGUUACAAUUACGCCAAUUACAGAAAAAAUCAAUAUUUCAUUUGGUGUUGCUUUCUUUGCAUUUACCCGUGCCAUUGUGCAAGUUAAACGAUUUGAAUACCUGAUACCUAAAGGCAAACAUACCGUGAACGUGUUACUCAAAGCAUGCUGUCAUAAUUGCAUAAAUAAUUUUUAGAAAUAAAGUGAGAAACCUGAAUUAAGAUGAUUUCCUACCCAAAUGGUGUCAUAAUUGAUAAAUCAGUACACUCUGCAUUUAAAACGUGUAUAAACCAUUACUGGAAGGCCAUAAUAUUUCAUUCAGACCGUGUGUUAGUGAUACUGCAUUAGUACCAGUAUAAUCUAUAUAGUUAUCUGCAUGUUAAGAAUGCAUUGAUCUUUGACUUCGUGUACUACAUGCUUCAAAAUAUUGUACUUGUGCAUGCAUUGUAAUGUUCAAAAAGUUUUAACAAUUGAUCUAAUUUGAUCACACAGCUAUCUGUUAAAAAUUUGAAUAAUUAUUUUUCUAAUAUAUGUCAACUUAUUAUAAUUUUUAGAAAAUGCAAAUCAAUUGACUAUCAUGGAAGAAAUUUGACAUUUUUGUCCAAGAUGAAAUUGAUGCGAAACAAGGGUUUAUGUGUUCUUAAACGGAGUUGUAGAAAAAAAAUAAGCAAGUUAAAGAUGACGUUUUUUUUCGAAUGGAAAUAAAUUUUAUUGCUGAUAAUCAAAAAUCAAAAAUCAUUUGGUAUUUCUAUUGUAUGGGAUAGAACUUUGAUUGAGGUGUAAUUUCAGAAAACUAGGUUAUUGACCAACUUUUUGAGUUCGUGGCCAAUGAACAUGUGUUUGAAAAAUUAAAAAGAAUCACUCAAAAUAUU
Molecule: messenger RNA, 4021 nt
Organism: Magallana angulata
Lineage: Eukaryota; Metazoa; Mollusca; Bivalvia; Ostreida; Ostreidae
Product: kinectin-like
Exons: 1
Coding region: 44-2977 (977 amino acids)
Source: RefSeq, a predicted model, not a curated record